Molecule: messenger RNA, 1131 nt
Organism: Parathielavia appendiculata
Lineage: Eukaryota; Fungi; Ascomycota; Sordariomycetes; Sordariales; Chaetomiaceae
Exons: 4
Coding region: 131-862 (243 amino acids)
Biological process (GO): spindle assembly; protein localization to microtubule; regulation of microtubule polymerization or depolymerization
Cellular component (GO): microtubule organizing center; microtubule plus-end; spindle midzone
Molecular function (GO): microtubule plus-end binding
Source: RefSeq, a predicted model, not a curated record
CUGGUCUUUGCCCUUUUCCAAACGAACCUUCUCCCGCUUGUACUCCUCCCCUCGUUUGCGGCUCUGGUCACCAUCUCUAUCGCAUACGCUUACCCCCCAUACCGCACCAGACAAGCUUUGAGCAGUCAAGAUGGGCGAGUCUCGGCAAGAACUCAUUCAAUGGCUGAACAGCCUCCUCCAGCUCAACAUGACCAAGGUCGAGCAGUGCGGCACGGGCGCCGCCCUCUGCCAGGUGUACGACAGUAUCUUCCUUGACGUGCCCAUGUCGCGCGUCAAGUUCAACGUCAACACCGAAUAUGCAUACCUCCAAAAUUUCAAGAUCCUGCAGAGCACCUUCACGAAGCAUCACAUCGAACGAUCCAUCCCCGUGGAGUCGCUUGUCAAGUGCAAGAUGCAGGACAACCUCGAGUUCCUGCAGUGGACAAAGAAGUUUUGGGACCAGUACUACCCGGGCGGCGAGUACGACGCCGUUGGCAGAAGGAAAGGCGCGCCGCUGCCUUCGGCUGGCGCACCGGCUCCCCGGACGACCAGCGGUGCUGCGAGACGCCCCGGCGGCACAACUCCGACGACAGGCCCCCGUGCUGGUACCGUCAAGCCCGCCGGUGGUGCUGCGACUGCGGCACUGCAGCAGGAGAACAACACGCUCAAGGAAACGGUCGUCGGGCUCGAGCGGGAGCGCGACUUCUACUUUAGCAAGCUGCGCGACAUUGAGCUUCUCAUCCAGCAGGCUGUCGAGGAGGACCCCGAACUUGAGAAGCAGGAGGAUGGUCUGAUCAAGCAGAUCCAGACCAUCCUCUACUCGACCGAGGAGGGCUUCGAAAUUCCCGAUUCGGAGCAGGUGGACGACCAGGAGACGUUCUGAACAGGCACACGAUUGACGUUGGCAAGCAGGGCGAAAAUACAGAGGGAUAGACCGAGUGUGAUGAGAGUUUUGAGGAGGUAAUUUAUUGGCUACGGGUGCGCCCCGACCAGCAUGAUGUAUAUGACACGGAGCGCGGUUGGGAAUGGCUACGGGACUUCUCUUGGGAUGUAUCCUCCCUCUAUACCCCUUGUUUGGUGCUGCUCCAUGGUCGUUCCUUGGCCUUUUAGCUUAGCCCGCGCGCAAUGGACCGUCUGUGAGAACAUGUAGGG